CAUAAAAUCCAAUUUAUCCUCAGAUCCUUGCGGUGUCCAAGGAUAACGCUCCACAUGAAUCUCUUCACAUCCUUCGCUGCCAACAAUGCCCUGUGGGUGAUGUGGUACAGGCUGGUCGUCCCUUAUCCUGAGAUCGUUCGCAACAACGGGGUCGGCUGCCAGCUCCUCCACGUGGUGCUCCACUACUUCCUGCUGACCAAUUACUCGUGGAUGUUGGCCGAGGGCUUCUACCUGCACACUCUACUCGUAUCCGCCUUCAUCUCCGAGGAGCGCUGGUCAAGUGGCUCACGGGUCUCGGGUGGACUCUACCCGCUCUCUUCAUCCUGGUCUAUACCGUCCUGA
This is a messenger RNA of Homalodisca vitripennis (glassy-winged sharpshooter), 342 nucleotides long. Its product is annotated as calcitonin receptor-like. Gene Ontology annotation, biological process: cell surface receptor signaling pathway; adenylate cyclase-modulating G protein-coupled receptor signaling pathway. The record is from RefSeq and is a predicted model, not a curated record. Gene Ontology annotation, cellular component: plasma membrane. Gene Ontology annotation, molecular function: G protein-coupled peptide receptor activity. The transcript has 2 exons. NCBI's taxonomy places the organism in Eukaryota, Metazoa, Arthropoda, Insecta, Hemiptera, Cicadellidae. Bases 55 to 342 code for a protein of 95 amino acids.